AUGACUAAAUUCUACCAGCACAUUCUUGUCUUGGCAUUUGCUGAGAAAGAAAUCAAUGAGAACCCAAACAUCUUGCCCAAUGUCACACUUGGCUUCCACAUCUAUGAUAGCUAUUAUGAUGCAAGGAUGACCUAUCGGACCAUGCUGGACCUGCUCUUCAAAUCAAACAGCUUUUUCCCCAACUACAAAUGUGACACCCAGAAAAACCUCCUAGCUAGUAUUGGGGGACUUGGCUCUGACACCUCCUUCCACAUGGCAGAUGCGUUAAGAAUCUACAAGAUCCCACAGCUCACAUAUGGUUCGUUUCCCCCGGAGGAGAGGGAUUCAAGUCAGGUUCCUUCUUUUUACCGCAUGGUGCCUAAUGAAGCCCACCAGUACAUGGGUAUUAUCAGUUUGCUUAAGCAUUUUGGAUGGACGUGGGUUGGGCUAUUUGCUGUGAAUGAUAACAGUGGGGAAUAUUUCCUCAAGACCCUGGAGCCCCUGCUUUCUCAAAAUGGAAUUUGUUCAGCCUUCACACAAAGAAUCCCAAAACUACUCCAUUUUGAUAACUUGGAUGAAAUGUAUGAUAUGUAUGCACUAUUUAUGGAUGCUAAAGCCACAACAUUUAUUGUUUAUGGAGAAUCUCAGACAAUUACAGGACUGAGAGCUAUUAUAUUUUUGCGAGAUCCUACAAAUAAGGAAAAGGCAUCACUUAAGAAGCUCCACCAUUUUAUCCAUGACAUUUCAUUUAACAACUCAGCUGGAGAAACAGUGUCCUUUAGUGAAAACAGAGAAAUGCAAGGUGGAUUUGACAUUAUGAACAUGAUCACAUUCCCAAAUAAGUCUUUCAUCCGUUUGAAAAUAGGAUGGGUGAAUCCUAAUGCUUUUGAUGGAAAAGAAUUCAACAUUCACGAGGACAUAAUUAUGUGGCACAAUGGUUUCAACCAGAUGAUGCCUGUCUCUAUAUGCAGUGAAUCCUGCCACCCUGGUAAUCAGAAGAAAAUGAUGGAAGGACAGAAAUUUUGCUGCUAUGAUUGUACUCCAUGUCCAGAGGGGAAGAUUUCAAACCAGAAUGACAUGGAUGACUGCUUCGGAUGCCCUGAAGAUCAGUAUGCAAACAAGAAGAAAAAUGGAUGCAUCCCUAAAACUAUCAAAUUUCUUUCUUACGAGGAACCUUUAGGGUUUAGUUUGGCCGCACUUGCUCUUUGUUUUUCCCUGAUCACAACUUUGGUGCUAGGAACAUUUGUUCAGCACAAAGACACUCCUAUUGUCAAAGCCAACAACAGGGAUCUCACCUACGCUCUCCUCAUUGCCCUUCUACUAUGUUUCCUCUCAUCUCUUCUAUUCAUUGGACACCCUGGGAAAGUGACCUGCCUUCUUCGACAACCAACUUUCGGCAUUGUCUUCUCUGUGGCUGUUUCCUGUGUGUUGGCCAAAACCAUCACCGUAGUUGUAGCUUUCAUGGCCACCAAGCCAGGCUCCAGUAUGAGGAAGUGGGUGGGGAAAAGACUGGCCAACACCAUUGUCCUUUCUGGGUCACUCAUUCAAGCAAUUAUUUGUACUGUGUGGUUGAAGAUGUCUCCCCCAUUCCCUGCUCUAGACUCAGUAGCAGAAGAAACCAUUGUGCAAUGUAGUAAAGGGUCUGUGACCAUGUUUUACUGUGUCCUUGGCUACAUGGGCCUCCUGGCCCUUGCCAGCUUCAUUGUGGCAUUUGCAGCUCGCAAAUUACCAGACAGUUUCAAUGAAGCCAAAUUCAUUACUUUCAGCAUGUUGCUGUUCUGCAGUGUUUGGCUGUCUUUUUUCCCAACCUAUCUGAGCACCAAAGGGAAAUCCUUGGUGGUGGUGGAGAUCUUCUCCAUCUUGUCCUCCAGUGAUGGGUUACUGGGCUGCAUCUUUGCCCCGAAAUGCUACGUCAUUGUGCUGAAACCUGAGCUUAACAAAAAGGAGCAACUAAUAAGGAGAAUGAAGUGCAGGUAUUGA
Messenger RNA from Zootoca vivipara (common lizard), 1959 nucleotides. RefSeq names its product vomeronasal type-2 receptor 26-like. Gene Ontology annotation, molecular function: G protein-coupled receptor activity. Gene Ontology annotation, biological process: G protein-coupled receptor signaling pathway. The record is from RefSeq and is a predicted model, not a curated record. Lineage: Eukaryota; Metazoa; Chordata; Lepidosauria; Squamata; Lacertidae. Gene Ontology annotation, cellular component: plasma membrane.